This is a messenger RNA of Anguilla rostrata (American eel), 4516 nucleotides long. RefSeq names its product interleukin 12 receptor, beta 2a (gene il12rb2). Bases 309 to 2789 code for a protein of 826 amino acids. NCBI's taxonomy places the organism in Eukaryota, Metazoa, Chordata, Actinopteri, Anguilliformes, Anguillidae. The transcript has 16 exons. The record is from RefSeq and is a predicted model, not a curated record. Gene Ontology annotation, cellular component: membrane. Gene Ontology annotation, molecular function: protein binding; cytokine receptor activity.
GUAAAAUGAGAGGGAGUAUGGAUCGUUUAAGUAUUGAAUCUAACUAUUUCGUGUGAAUGUUUAUGUCAGUUGAAAAUAAUUCAUUCUCUCAACAAUGAAAAAAGUAAAACCGCAGUCUACAGUAUUGCCGGAUAAACUUGUUUCUUAUUUUCUAAGGUGCACACUGGAGUUCCUGCGGAUCAAAUACCGUUUUUCAAUAAAAAUGUCAGUGGCAAGGGCGGACCUAACGCUACAAAGAGGACAGCAUAAGUAAUCAUAUAGCCAAAUAUCGACCAUAUACAGAUUAAACGGGUGGAAUAAUAGGACCAAUGACUUCUCUAUGUGCGGGUCUGCCAGCCCUUACACUGGUGACUCUGCUGUGUGGCGUACCAGCAGCAACAGCAGGAGAACAGUGUACUGCAUACUCAGAAGUGGGUAAAGUUGUCCAGUUGGGUUCAAGUUUUCGCAUAUACUGCAACUUUUCUACAAACCCUUGCCAUGGAAGGAGGUCUAUUCACAUCAAUCGGAAAGAGGUCAAUUCUCGUAUAGAUCACAAUGCUACAAUAUCAUCUUUCCAAGUUACAAAUAUUACAGAGAAUAGAGUCUUCUUCACCUGCAAGUGUACAACCUCUUCUAAAGAAACAAGACUUUGUGGAAUUGAUGUUGAUGCUGGGUAUGCACCCUUGACACCUCAGAACUUGACAUGCAUUCAAAAAGAGGGAUCUGGAAAUGUUACAUGCUCAUGGAAAAAGGGAAGAGAGACUCACCUCCCAACCAUAUCAGAGUUCUGGCUGAGAACAUUAGCUCCUGAUGGCACGGCAAUGGUCAGCUCUAUACUUGGAUCUGGCUCUGUGACAUUUCCCAUCCUUGAACCCCAGGGGUUCUACUCUGUGUGGGUCAAUGAGACAAACCAACUGGGCUCUGCAGUCUCCAGCAGCUUGAAUUUCUCACUCAAUGAUAUAGUUAUGCCCCUGCCCCCAGAGAUCAAUGAGGUGGAUUGCUCCUCUCGACAUUGUGUACUCCACUGGGACAGAGGACAGGGCCCACUACGCAUGGAGGUCCAGUAUCGGGCUGUGCAAGAAACCUGGACUACCCACCGCUUCACUCAGGCAAAAGGAAACAGGACCUGGGGCAUCAAGGACCUAGAACCAUUCAUGUUGUAUGAAAUACGGGCCAGGUGCAAGCUAAUGCCGGAGAGAGGUGUAUGGAGUGAGUGGAGCACUGUCCUCACCACCAGAACUGAUGAAGAAGUUCCACGUACGAAGCUGGACAUAUGGUACACUGAACAGUCGCCCAAGUCCCAAAACACAUCUCUUACUGUGCUCUGGAAGGAGCUAAAUAAAUCUGAGGCAGGUGGAAGGAUUCUUGGGUACAGGCUAGAGGUUCAUGAUCUGCAGCAGGGGAGCACUAGAGUAUACACCACCAACAGCAGUGCUGGCUGGCCAAUCGCCUGCACUCGUUGCAAUGUCACACUCUCUACCUACAACUCCAAAGGCCACUCACCCCCUGCCUGCAUGACCUUACCUCUUCAUACAGACCUGCCCGCCUUUGCCCCUCAGAAUGUCCUGUGCAUGCCCAAUAGUAACAGCAGCAUCGCCAUCUCCUGGCAGAAACCUGCCACUGCGGGGCAUGUGAGCGGGUACCUAGUGGAGUGGUGCCCAGCUAAAAGGGGGAAGCAGGGGCUCAAGUGGAAAAGGAUAAAUCCUGACCAGCUCAGCACUGUCAUCACAGAGAACAUACAUCCAGGUGAAUGCUAUCAAGGGGCCGUCUACGCUCUGUAUAAGGACAGGAUUGCUGGAAAGACCAGUUUCUUGGAUGUGUUCUCAUUGGAGUCAGCUCCAACACAGGGCCCUACUCCCUCUGUGAAUGUGGGAGAUGGGAGAGUGACUGUGACCUGGACAGAGAUCCCAUUGGAACACCAGAGAGGCUGUCUGAAGAGAUACACAAUCUACCUUGAACGGGCAAGGGACAGGACCAUUCAAAAGUAUGGUCCAAUAGACCCUUCUUUGAGAAGUUACAGUGCUUUCAGUGGCCUACACCCCGGAGAAAGAUACAACUUGUCAAUGACAGGCAGCACAACUGCAGGAGAGGGACGCAGGGGAAAGCCCGUCGUCUUUUUCUACCCACGCCAUAAACAGCAAGACCAGCAGGUCCUUUAUGUCAUCAUUUUUGCUGGUUGCACACUCUUUCUGUGUGUCCUCGUGGUCAUGAGCUUGUGUCAGAUCUCAUCAGUACGGAAAAGAGUUUCAAUGUGUUUCUUUUGCUCAAUGCCCGAUGUUCCCGAUCCUGCCAACAGCAAAUGGGCAAAGGAGUGUGCAGCAAUCAAGGGUCUGAUGCUGGACAACCAGUUUAGCCUGGAUGACUCCAGUCAAAGUGAGGAGGAGCCUCAUACCUUGGAGAUACAGGAAUUUCCGAUGCCAUGGGAUUUGGCAAACCCAGAGCUCAGCAGAACUUCUGACCCCGAUGGGGGCACCACUGAUCUGUGCCUCCUGCUCCCACCCAACCACAGCCCAUCACAGGCCUCGCCCCUGUACGACGGCCAGCUGACCUUCUCCUACAUAAAGAGCUUCUCCCAUGAUUCAGACAGCUCAGAGCAGACUCAGGAGUCCAAGGGCACGGAUGUCACCGUGGACUACAUCUCCCCCCAAGGGCUGCUGGCUGAUAGCAGUGAGGUGGAGGCAGAGAACGACUGUCUGGGUGACAUGAACUUUUUCCCUUGUCCCCAGAGCCCCUUCCUGGAGCCCAUGUUUCAAUGUGGGGGGAAACUGACUUUAGACGCAGUGAAGAUAGACUGUAGUUUCCUGGACUGAACUUAAACCUCUAGUUUCUAUUCACCAUGCCCAAAAACAAGUUUUUCUUUGCACAGGCACAGGGUGACAAGUUCCAGAAUUUGUUUAAAAACACUAAACGUUCCCAUGCAGCCACAAACUGUAAAGUAAAUUCUGUGGAAUGGGAAAAUGAUUUUGCAGUUUGUGUAUCAUACAUGAUCAGACAAUGUUCUGUCAUCUUAAUAUUCAAUCAGAACAUAAUGUUUACAUGGAGGAAUAUUCAAAUGCUUAAUUAUGAAAUGUAACAAUCCUAGCCUUUAAAACCUAGCCUACAGAAAUUUCUUGAUAUGUAUUUUUAAUCCAAGAGUAAAUGCAGAUCACACAGAAAGCAAUUAUAUAGUUGAUUUUCACAGUAAAAUUAAUAAAACCUCACCUCACUACAUGUUUUUCCAGCUGCAAAUACUGGGAUACAAGCAAGGUACACCUGAGAUACUUUGAUGAGGACAUACAGAUGGGUAACAAAUUAAAGGAAAAACCUGAGUAAAAGAGUGGAGGAACAUAACAAAUUUAGAUGCUUCCAUGCAAGUGUACUGCAUGAUACAAUUAAGCAACUAACAUCCUAUCAUGCUCUGUGGCAUGUAUAAAAAUGCUGAGCAGGCCCAGUUGACCUCGUUUUUGAACAAGAUGGCAAGAGGAAAAGAUGUAAGUGACUUUGAAGGAGGGUUAAUUAUUGGAUGGCAGGAGCUUCAGUCACAAACACUGCUCAACUGGCUAGUGGUUCAAUAGGAACAGUGACUAAAGUGACAUCUGCAUCUAGAUCUAUGGGAAAGACAUCAGUAUAUAGGGUUAGAAAUUGUGGUCAGAGGCACAGUUGAUAACUGUGAUGCUUGUGCAUUUGUGCAUUAUGUAAGGAAAAUGAGAAUGUCAAUUCAGGGCGUGAUCAGACUGUCAGCAAGAACAGUCCAUCAACAACUACAUAGAGAGCGAUUUUAUAGCAGGGUCCCUCUUUACAAAGGCGAAUGCACAUUUGAGUGUUCAGUGGUGUAAAAACCCUAAGCACAGGUCUGCAGAAAAGUGAAAAAAGUGAUAUGGUCAGAUGAGUCAUCUUUCACCAUAUUCUCGACAAGCGUGCGAGUGCAUGUGUGGCAUACACCAAGAGAACGGUACAGGCCUGAAUGCUUGACACCAACAGUGAGGGGGUCUGGUGGCUCUGGUAUGCUGAGGGGGGAAUUUUCCUGGCAUGGCAUUGGAAAAAUGCGCUAUAUAAAUGCAGUUCAUUUACCAUUUACAAGGCCACAUUAAUACAGAAAUUUGCAGCUAUUCACCAGCUUUCAACCACUUACUUCAGCUUUUUAAGAUCGGUUGUGGCAGACAUUCGAGGAAUCUGAACCUUACACCUGGACCUUGCGCUUCUUGGUGUUUGCAGGGUCUGAUGUUUUUUGCCCUACAGCUCAUCUAGCAUUUUCAUCCCUUCCUUUUUGGAAUUGUUUUUUUUGGAGGUUUAUGAAGUUUGAUCUUGGUUUUACUUGGGUCCAUUUUGGGAAGAAAAGGCUGUGGUUUUGUAUUUUCCUUCAUUUCUUUUGUCCAUGUCUGUAACGUUCAUUAAGGUAGUUGACCUUCAUCUUUAGAUUAUAUGUAUAUUGUUAACUUAAUACAUUUCUUAAUCAGGUUGAGUAGAACAUUUUGAUGAGAUUUAAUCAAACAGAUUGCUCUGCCUAUCAACAAAUCCAGUGAUUUAACGAAUUACUAAAUUAAAUCAAAUAAAUACA